Messenger RNA from Coregonus sp. 'balchen', 2151 nucleotides. The record is from the annotation of a GenBank genome assembly. NCBI's taxonomy places the organism in Eukaryota, Metazoa, Chordata, Actinopteri, Salmoniformes, Salmonidae.
GCAAUACUAAUACUGCAUCAGGACUGGGCCCACAUUACUGACGAUGCAGCUCCAUCGUUAGUGUUAUCUCUGUACAGCGGAGAGGAGGACAGCAAGGGCCUUUACCAUGUGUUCGAUGUAGAAAAAGGGAUGAAACACUAUGGACCUGGCGGUGGUUAUAAUUUAUUUGCAGGUGAUUUUCUCUACCUAGCUAGCUAACUUAGUUGACUGCCUUAGCUAGCCAAAAAGGACUCCAUUUGAAAGUUGGAUCAUCUUAUCCUUUGAGGCUUCAAAAGUGUUCUUACACUGAUUUUUUAAACAUUCAAAGCAACUGGGACACAUCCAUGCAUUGUUGUCCUUUGAAUGUUCAAAAAUCUGUGUAAGAACACUUCUGAGCGAUAGGAAGCCUGAGUAGCACCACUAAUCAGUCUACACUAUAUAGUCCCGUGUAGCUCAGUUGGUAGAGCAUGGCGUUUGCAACGCCAGGGUUGUGGGUUCAAUUUCCACGGGGGGCCAGUAUGAAAAAAUGUAUGCACUUACUAACUGUUAAUCACUCUGGAUAAGAGUGUCUGCUAAAUGACUAAAAUGUACACCACUGAGCACACACCCGUUGUUACUAUGACAACUAUGUAAGCAAAUGACUACAGUCUGAACACAUGCAAAUCCGAUUUGUCACUUGUCUCUUGCUGUUUGGACAGUCAGCAUUCCAAAACGGAUAAAAAAAUAUAUAUAUACUGAUUUGAGCAUUAAGGCCUACAGUGAGAACAAGCAUUACAUGUACAUAAAAACAUGUACAAGAUUAUAUAGCAAAUACACUUCAAAAGAUACACACAGAUUUUGUCAGACUUGUAAAUGCAUUUUAUGCUGCUUUCUCUUUCCCCUUAAGGUAAAGAUACAUCUCUGGCCUUUGUCACUGUGGACUUUACAGAUACCAGUCUGACUGAUGACGUUUCCAGUCUGUCCUCUGCUCAGGUGGUGGCCCUGGCUGACCUUCUAUCACAAGGACUACAAGCCUGUGGGUGCGUAUCAAUGCCUGUAGGCCAGGGUAUCUUCAUGUGAGGGUCCCAUGCGUGGUCCAUUUGACAGAGGAACUUUUGUCAUUGAUACUAGCACAGUUGAUAUUAUUGAACUCAAUACUAGCCUGGGCACCAGUCUGUUAAUGCAGUCUUGCCAACUCCUUAUGGAAUCGUCAUGCAUUUGCAAGCAGUGGAGUGGAAUGAUACUUAGUAAACAGACUGGGACCCAGGCUAGUUCAUUACAUACAUGAAAAUAAUGGUCAAAUGUGUUUAUUUUUAUAAAGGCCCUCGCAGACUAAACAGGAAAACCCGGUGUUAGCCCACAGGACAAGAAUAUACAGAGAAUCCAUUGACAUUAUGAAGGCAAGCCCAUUUGUGAGAUUCAAGUUCCCCCUCUGUGAUAUGCUGCAGGCAGACUGGUGGGGGCGGAUCUACAGUGAUGGUGGAGAGCCCACAGAGGCCCUGCUGCAGGCGGAGGCAGCCCUGGAGGACGGGCAGAGACUCAAGGCCCAAGCCCAUGCUGAGAAGUAACACCUCCCAACCUGCAACUCAGAGUGGAGCGCUGCCAGUAGAGGACAGGUCUGGGGCUCCCCCAAGAGGUACUGACAUCAUGGUGCACAGAGAAACUUUGGGCUUGUUUAACAUUGCAGUCGUCAGUGCAGGCGACUGCCGACUGAUUGAUCUACAAAUCACCCUGAAUCAUAAGUAACUACUACUCUUUUAUUUGUAGAUCAGUCAGUAACGAUCAACAAUAUACCAUGGAUUUGAUGCUCUUGACCACGGCCAUUGUAUUUACUAGCUUAAGGUUGAUGGUGGCGCAAUAAUGUGUACGGCCCUAACAUUCCCAUGCUGAAGGAUAUCAUACACUAGGGGGCGCUAACUCAAGCCUAAAUAACAUUAAUUGUUGCCUCCUAUCUCCUAGAAUGGAUAGAAGCAUUCACAGCCAUUAUAGAGAUCAGUCUAUAAUGGCUGUGAAGCAUUACUAGGGAAGUGUGUUUUUAAACAUGUAGCUCUGAUUUGACUGUUCUUUUCUCUCCUCAGUGGUGUAGUGCAGAGACUGUGCCGGCGUAUCUUGGAAGCUGUUCUCUCCUGGCUCGGGCAGCUCUCGCUGUGUGUCCAGAACUCCUCCACAGUGGGAAACCCUAACAUCCAGGAU